AUGACAAUCCUGAAGCCUAUAUGGAACAUGACCAUGAGAAUACAAGGGUUUAGCAAAGAUGGCACCCAUGGUCAACUUUGGGAGGUUAUCACAGUAAUAAAGUAUUUUCUGAGUCACUUCGUCGAGGGAUGGAAGACGUUCUAUGGGUUCACAAACGAUGAUUCCUCUGAGGAAUCACAAGAGGAAGAGCCAGUCUAUUCACAACCCCAACCUAGGCAGUCACUACGUCCUCACCCACCCCCUGGUUAUCUACAUGAUUCUCAGGGGGACCCCCCUGCAGUUCAGCCAUCACAACAACCUCACUUUAACAAAGCUGCUCUACCCCCUCACACUCACCAAAAAUAUAUCAUCAGUAUCUCUAACUAUAAUGAUAUAGGCCAUAGCACUCAACACUUACUUCAAGCCUCCAUCAACAACGGCUAA
Colletotrichum orchidophilum is the source of this 423-nucleotide messenger RNA. RefSeq lists its product as uncharacterized. The transcript has a single exon. The coding region runs from base 1 to 423 and encodes 140 amino acids. The record is from RefSeq and is a predicted model, not a curated record. NCBI's taxonomy places the organism in Eukaryota, Fungi, Ascomycota, Sordariomycetes, Glomerellales, Glomerellaceae.